Messenger RNA from Lachnellula hyalina, 1062 nucleotides. Its product is annotated as Phosphatidylglycerol phospholipase C. The record is from RefSeq and is a predicted model, not a curated record. Gene Ontology annotation, biological process: lipid metabolic process. Lineage: Eukaryota; Fungi; Ascomycota; Leotiomycetes; Helotiales; Lachnaceae. The transcript is spliced from 3 exons. Gene Ontology annotation, molecular function: phosphoric diester hydrolase activity. The annotation marks the transcript as partial.
AGAGGAAGAUGGAAACUCCACUGUGUAUGUCUCGACAGGCCGCGAUUUCUCCUUCCAGUCCAACUAAUAAAUGUCCAAGCUGCUUUUACAUUCGCAAAAGAUACUCCGUAUGGGAGACGUCCCCAAACUAUUGCCCACCGAGGAUAUAAAGCCACAAACCCAGAAAACACAAUGAGCGCGUUUAAGGGAGCAGUAGAAAUAGGGGCGCACGGCAUCGAGACCGAUUUACAUCUGUCUAAAGACGGCGUGGUUCUUCUUUCCCACGAUGCUACUCUCAAACGGUGUUUUGGAAAAGAUGAGAAGCUUAUAGACUGCAACUGGGAUUAUAUCAAAACGCUGCGCACCUUGAAAACACCACACCAACCAAUGCCUAAAUUGAUAGAUCUUUUGGAGUAUUUAACAACGCCAGGUCUUGAAGACAUUUGGAUAUUGCUAGACGUCAAGAUUCUUUUGCCGAGCCUGGUGGAAGUCAUAAUGGGUAAUAAACCCGCGCAGACCAAGGUUGACAAUUACGCCGAUGAUCUUUUCAGGUCGGUUGCAGCUACAUUGGCAGACGUCAAGUCAUCACGCCCUUGGAAUGAACGCAUAUUAGUGGGAUGCUGGGCGGCGAAAUACCUCCCCUUGUGCAUGAAAUAUCUACCGGGAUAUCCUAUAACGCACAACGGAUUCAGCGCCGAUUAUGCGCGGCAGUUCCUCAAGGUUCCUGGCGUUGGCAUUAAUAUGUUUCAAAUGUUGAUAGUAGGGCCACGUGGAAAUGCUUUACUUCGGGACGUGAAGAAGAAGAAGGCUGACCGCUCGAUACUGCUAUGGACGGUUAAUGAGGAAUCGUGGAUGAAAUGGAGCAUUAGGCAAGAAGUGGAUGGCGUGAUAACUGAUGACCCCAAGAAGUUUCUGGAGGUAUGCAAAAGUUAUGAUAAGGAUGAGAAGUUACACCACUCUCGGGAGUCUUGGAAGGCCAUUCUCCGGCAGCACAUACGGGUUUUGAUGUUCGGUCUCUCUUUUAGAUUGAAACACGGAUUCUGGGUCGACGUUGAAAAGGCUAGGAAAAGUUUAGAGAGCUGA